This is a messenger RNA of Paraglomus brasilianum, 699 nucleotides long. Lineage: Eukaryota; Fungi; Glomeromycota; Glomeromycetes; Paraglomerales; Paraglomeraceae. The record is from the annotation of a GenBank genome assembly.
AUGGACGAAGACAUAAUUCCAAAACAGAAGCUAACGAUUAAUAACAAAACUGCACUGAAAGAACUUUAUAAAGAAAUAAAACUUGACGUCCCAUGGAUCGAGACACAAGCCGUUACUUCAGAGGAUCCGAUUCAAAUUAAGGACGCAAAUAAUGACAUGGAGCGCGAGCUUGCAUUCUACAAGCAAGCUCUUCAGUCAGCUAUAACUGCUCGAUCUCUCUUUCAAUCCCUCUCUGUCCCAUUUUCCCGUCCUUCCGACUAUUUUGCCGAAAUGGUAAAAUCCGACGAACUCAUGUCACGCGUACGACAACGACUUCUUGAUGAAGAUGCACAAAUUAAAGCUAGCGAACAGGCCCGAAAACAAAGGGAGUCAAAGAAGUUUGGAAAGAAAAGGAAAGGAAUAGAGGAUACGGCAAUAGAUGAUGAUUUUGAAAUUGCGUUGGAAGAAGCCGCGAGAGAGGAUCGACCAGUGAAGAGACAGAAGAUUGGAAAAAGUGCAAAGCGAAGUAAAAAGGAUGCCAAAUUCGGCUUUGGUGGAAAGAAGAGAUACGCAAAAUCUAAUACAGCACAGUCAACAGCCGAUAUAUCAGACUUCAAUCCACGGGCUAUGAAGGGCGGCUGGGGAGAAAAGAAGAAGCCUAAGAAUUAUCGAUUUGGAAAGACACGGAGACAAACCAUGAAGAAUCGAAAACGAGGUUGA